Messenger RNA from Salvia miltiorrhiza (redroot sage), 899 nucleotides. Its product is annotated as succinate dehydrogenase subunit 6, mitochondrial. NCBI's taxonomy places the organism in Eukaryota, Viridiplantae, Streptophyta, Magnoliopsida, Lamiales, Lamiaceae. The record is from RefSeq and is a predicted model, not a curated record. The transcript is spliced from 3 exons. The coding region runs from base 213 to 623 and encodes 136 amino acids.
GUUGGGUUGGAUGAGUGUCAUGACUGUGGCAAAUAAGUGGAGUCGCAUCAUAAGCUCGGCGCAGGUAAUGGCUACUCAGUACUCCCUCAUCCACGCUGCCGUCAAAACCCAUCCCAAAAAUUAAAAUUCAAAAAAAAAAAAAGAGCAUUUAUUGAACUCGUAGAGCUGAAAACCCCCAAAACCAAAUCAAUCGCGCUGCAGCCGAGAGGAAAAUGAGCGAAAUCGAGGAAUCGGGAAGAAGCUUAUGGCAUUCUGUGAAGAAGAGUUUUCAUCUCGACGAUUACUCCAAAAUUCUCAAUCCGAAUAGACCUUUGCCCCAUCGGAAUAGCGCCGCCGUCCAGCAAUUCAUCGCAUCUGAUCCCGUCCACGGACCUGCGCUGAAGGCUGCAGAGGGAGCAGCUGACUUUGCGUAUGUAGGUGCUGCUGUUGGAGCGAUUACAACUGGUGGAAAUGCUUGGAGGUGGUCAAAGAGUCCUCAUGGUACCGUGCUGUCCUUGGCUUUUGGAGCUGUAGUCGGGUUCACCUUGGGAGCUGAGGCUGCUAACCACUGGUACCAGUUAUAUAGGCUGGAUACAGUGGGAGCACAGGUUAAAUUCAAUGAAUGGUUGCAGAAGAGAGUUUGAGAAGAGUCUUGAAUUUGGCUUCCAUUGAAACACCCAAUGGAACGCCCCUUCUAGCAAUAAUAAGAGAUCUCAUCUUAAUGAUGGAAUUUUACAAUCAUUUGUCCUCUCUCUCUCUCAGUGUUUGUUCUUUCUUUUUUGCAUUUAGGAGUAAUGUUCUGUUUCUCCUAGAGAAUUGAAUAGUGUCUAUCUGUGUUCUUCCUUGGUGUUUUCUGUGUUCCGAGCUUUUUAACUACACUUAUCGGUUUAAUCUAUAAAAGAUCGAAAUAUCACGUGACA